GCAAAAAAUGUUGAAUGCGCCCUCCUAAAAAAAAAAUUUCAAGGAAGAGGGGUUAUACAAAUCUUAUUAAGUGGUAAUAUGCAGUGACCUUUUUUUUUUAAAAAUUGGCGGGCUGAUCUCGAGCAAUGCAUUUCGAUGUUAAAAGUGUUCGUAACAUCAUGUCUUACCGCCAAGCUUACAACAUCAUUCUUGUCGCUCCGAAAUGAAGAAAAUAAAAGUGGAGGGGUGAGUGUCGCUUCUAUAGUGUUCUAUGCUCCAGAUGUUCAACGUCUAACAGUUGUUAUCUUCAGUCGUGAAUCGAACCUAUGUGAAUUUGCCGCUGCUUGCUGUGUAUCGAGUUUCCGGUGUCACCGUGAUAGAUUCAAAUACCGUUCAAUUCUGUCUGUCGUGUAUUAUGUCUUCUCAAUUGUUUUCAGACGCCUUCUCAGCAUAACCAUACGUUUGUCGCACUUUUUACACUAGGAACUACAAGUGAGUACCUAUAUAACUUUUAAGUUCC
Molecule: messenger RNA, 499 nt
Organism: Melanaphis sacchari
Lineage: Eukaryota; Metazoa; Arthropoda; Insecta; Hemiptera; Aphididae
Exons: 3
Coding region: 136-462 (108 amino acids)
Source: RefSeq, a predicted model, not a curated record